AUGUCGGACCGUACCACAGCCAAUUCCCACGGCCACGGAGCUCCAGCAGACCGCAACGGAAAUCGCCAGACCGAGUCGGCAGGCAGGGAGAAUGCAAGCCAACAUGCCAGCUACUCACCCGAACGCAUUGAACAGAUCCGCCAGCAGGAAUCCGACCUGAACUACUACCGGAAGUUUCUAGAAGAUUUGGUCUCCGUCAUGCGUGAUGCUCAUAGCGAGUCCGUCGCUCGGAUCGUCUCGCUCAUUCGAUCCGGGGCGUCGAACGAGGAGAUCCACAUCGCCCUUCAACGCGUCCGGGACGAGAGCUGA
Penicillium coprophilum is the source of this 309-nucleotide messenger RNA. RefSeq lists its product as uncharacterized. The transcript is spliced from 2 exons. Lineage: Eukaryota; Fungi; Ascomycota; Eurotiomycetes; Eurotiales; Aspergillaceae. Bases 1 to 309 code for a protein of 102 amino acids. The record is from RefSeq and is a predicted model, not a curated record.